UGCAAAUGAGAUUACUUCAUGUUGUCUACAUUGUUGAUUUUCUAUUCUUUGUAUUAUAGAUGACACGAAUUCAAAUACUUAAAUAUGCAGCUGAUAAAUUGAUUGGUAUACCUUCAAUAAACAAUUAUACUACUGAAUAUAAAUCGGAUACAUUAAACCUUAUAAAUGUUAAGCCAUAUGAACAAAAUCAAUUCCUUGGACAUAUUAAUUCAACAACCGACAAGGUAAAAUUUACAAAAGCAUCAAUAGAACAAUAUCGUCGACGUCUAGAAAGAAUUGAAUAUGAUCGUAUACAUUCAUUUCUAGGUGGUGAAAAGAUGUCCGAUAUUCAAUUAUUAGAUAAAUUAAUUAAAAUUAUAGAAAAUAUUGAAAAUUUUACUCCAAUUAAUAAUUUAUAUAAUGAGAAAUUAUCAAUGAAAUUAUUGGCACCAACAACAAUCAUUUCAUCGAAAUCAAUCAAUAAUGAAAGAAAAGGAUUAAAAUUAAUCAAUAAUAAUCACUUAAUUAAUUCAAUCGAUAAAUCAAUCAAUAAUGAUAAUAAAUUUAAUCCAAUACAAGAAACAAUAAUCAAUAGAAUAAAUAAAUAUUGGCGACCUUGGGAAGAUGAAGAUAAAGAUUAGAAUGUGAAUAAUGGAAUAUAAAGAAAAAAAAGUAUACCAUUGAAAUGAUCAUCCAUUUGAUGAUGAAUUGAUUACUUACUUACGCUUGUUACCCCGCCCAAUGGAGCAUAGGCCGCCAAC
This is a messenger RNA of Schistosoma rodhaini, 740 nucleotides long. NCBI's taxonomy places the organism in Eukaryota, Metazoa, Platyhelminthes, Trematoda, Strigeidida, Schistosomatidae. The record is from the annotation of a GenBank genome assembly.